Messenger RNA from Centropristis striata (black sea bass), 1806 nucleotides. RefSeq names its product ribosomal protein L7-like 1 (gene rpl7l1). NCBI's taxonomy places the organism in Eukaryota, Metazoa, Chordata, Actinopteri, Perciformes, Serranidae. The transcript has 6 exons. Gene Ontology annotation, cellular component: cytosolic large ribosomal subunit. The record is from RefSeq and is a predicted model, not a curated record. Gene Ontology annotation, molecular function: structural constituent of ribosome; RNA binding. Bases 45 to 788 code for a protein of 247 amino acids. Gene Ontology annotation, biological process: maturation of LSU-rRNA from tricistronic rRNA transcript (SSU-rRNA, 5.8S rRNA, LSU-rRNA).
AGUGAUGUCAUCUCCGUGCGACAGUUGAGUCCUCCGAGUUCACCAUGGCUGAAGCUGAACCACAGAAAGUGAUCAAGUUAGUUCCUGAGUAUCUCCUGAAAAAGAGGAAAGCAUACCAGGCCAUUAAAGCCACUGAAGCCAAGCGAGCACUGCUUGAGAAGAGAAAGGUAGCAAGAGGCAAACCGUUAAAGUUCAAGCGGUUGGAAGACUUCUUGAAAGACAGCCACAAGAAGCACCGUGAUGAAUCUCGCCUCGCCAGAUCUGCACGCAGACCACCUCCCCCUCUGCCUCCUGCUAAGAACAAGCUAGCCUUCGUUGUCCGCAUCAGAGAAAUUAAAGGUGUCAGUGCCAAAGUGAUGAAGGUGAUCCGCAUGCUGCGACUGAGGCAGAUCUUCAGUGGGACCUUCGUCAAAAUCAACAAGACCUCUAUAGCCAUGAUGAAGACGGUGGAACCUUACGUGGCCUGGGGAUUUCCCAACUUGAAGUCAGUCCGUGAACUCAUUCUGAAGCGAGGACAGACCAGGAUUGGAAAGAAGAAAGUUCCUCUCACAGACAACGCUUUCAUCGAGCAGCACAUGGGUCAACAUGGCAUCAUCUGUUUGGAGGACCUGAUUCAUGAGAUCUACUCCGUUGGUAAGGGCUUCAGGGCUGCCAAAAACUUCCUGUUGCCUUUCAAGCUGUCAGUGGCUCGUCAUGCUGCCAGGGAUAAGGCUGGGCUCCUGAAGGACCUGGGGAACCCUGGAUUCCGCAAUACAGACAUUAACUCUAUCAUCAGACAACUGAACUGAAAAUACAUAAAAGAUGGACACUCGGCAGCAUCUAUAUGGAUAAUGCUUUUUUCCUCAGUGAGCAAAUGGCAACGAAAUUUCUUGUUUUUUUGGCAAAGAAGCUCAUGGGUUAGUUACACCCAUAUUUAAAUUUUACAUUUCUCUCUACCACCUGUAUCACCUGUUCUUUUUGUAAGAAGCUGAGACAUUAGAAGGCUCUAAAGUUUGAGGAAUAAUAUCACACAGUGCCCCGCCUAUGGAAGCAGUUGGACUCUGUGUGUAAGAAGUGUAAGUCUUUCGAAUUACUUUUGAAAUGUUAAAUGUGUUCUGUUGUUCUGUUGAAGGGUGCUUGGUGUCUUCACGUAGUAUUCCUCAAGUUGUUGGAGGAAUGGACCAAUACUUGCUAAUGGAAUCAUUAGGCCAGGCUGUCCUGCAGGAGACAUCAAACAGACACCAUUUACUACAUUUAGUAGUUUUCAGUGUGAAAAGGUUCUUUGAAAUCUGUGUAACAUUGAUUCUUUGUGAAUACACCUUGUUUUUACAAUUAAAAAGCCAAAAUAAUUAAGUACUUCUGCUCUCUGGUUUCUACAGGGAACAUGAUCUGUGAAAUUUAAAAAACCAAAAGUAGUUCAAUGGUUACAAUGUAUGCAUUGACUCAAGUACUGUGCUUAACCCUCCUGUACUCUUGGGCUCCUUUUUGACCCCAAAUCAUUUUCAAUAUAUCAUUAAUAUAGGUUAACUUUCAUAGAAUUUGAAAGCUUGAAAUUUACAGCAUAUGUGCCCCUCUGCAUCCUUUAUAGAUAAUAUAAAUUUCAACUUUCUUCAUACAUUUUUACGUGUUUUAUACAUUUUUAUAACACCCAUGGUCCUCAGGGGUCAAAAAGGACCCCAUGACAUCGUACUGGUUUUAGGACAUGUAGAAAAUAAUAACCAAUUUUUUUUUUCACCUUUUAACCCUCUGGGGUCUGAGCCUAUUUUGGCCAUUUUUUAAUACUUGUGAUUUUGCCCUUGAUGUACCACAUAAAAAAUAUUUACUAUA